AUGUCUCUCGAAGUCUUGUCAAGCGCUUGUCAAGACCAUAAGGCUGGCCUGACCUCUUCAUCGCCCUCAAUUGAGCUGCCAGGUCUUCGGCGGCCGAUGAAAACCCAUGGUCCGUAUGCAUUCAGUGAAGAGGAAUUGAAGACUGUCGAUAGGAAUCAAAUAGUUGGUGUCUUGGAUUCCGCGCCAACAAUAUGGGACAAAGGCGGGGUUAAGAUCGUUCGAAUCGCUGAAAACGCCGUCGUCAAGUAUGGAUGCGAGGUGAAGAUUUCGGAAGCUAGGAAUAUGGAAUUUGUGGCUCACCAUACUAUGAUCCGGCUUCCUCGGAUUUUCGAUGCAUGGUCAGAAAAUGAAACGAAACACGUCGAUGAUGACACUGAUAUCUGUUUCAUCGUUAUGGUUACAUAG
This is a messenger RNA of Monascus purpureus, 405 nucleotides long. The record is from the annotation of a GenBank genome assembly. Lineage: Eukaryota; Fungi; Ascomycota; Eurotiomycetes; Eurotiales; Aspergillaceae.